This is a messenger RNA of Colius striatus (speckled mousebird), 1326 nucleotides long. It is a transcript of the gene TMEM80, whose product is annotated as transmembrane protein 80. Gene Ontology annotation, cellular component: ciliary transition zone. Lineage: Eukaryota; Metazoa; Chordata; Aves; Coliiformes; Coliidae. The coding region runs from base 40 to 468 and encodes 142 amino acids. The record is from RefSeq and is a predicted model, not a curated record. Gene Ontology annotation, biological process: non-motile cilium assembly. The transcript has 5 exons.
GCCGGGACGCGCGAGGCCUGGCGGGGGCGGGGCGCCGCCAUGGCGGUCGGCAGCCGAGGAAGAACUUCCUCGGUUCUGUCCUCUCUUCCCUUACAGAUCCUGCUUCACAUCAAUGGCCUCUAUUACAUCUUUUACUUCUCGGCGACUCUUGUGAUGAUUGUUUAUAAAAGUCAAGCUUUCAGUUACCCAGAUGGUUUCUUGGCUCCAGAUCUUGCGUUGCUCUUCGUGAUGGCCCUUCUGGAAGUGCCCCGGCUGUACUUUGGCUCCAAGGGUAACCUGACAGAAGAAGAGGCUCCUCUGGGGCUGAGCCUCGUGCUCACGCUCGGCAGCGCCCUCCUGUGCGUGUAUUUCCUGCUGUGGCAGACGUACGUGCUGCGGGCAGACGUCAUCCUCAACGCUCUCCUGCUCCUUACCUACAGCCUCGAGUCAGUGCUGAAGGUCACAGCCAUUGCUGCUUUUGUCAGCUGAGCCCUGGCACUUCUCAGCACGUUUCUUCUGUCACAGACUGGCUUUGUGUAUCAAACAGUUGCUCUCAUAAAAAUCCUGUAAACCUUUCCUGUGUUGGAAGGACCAAAUCUCCCUGAGUGGCUGCUGAGCUGUCCUGCCUGCAGCUGGGUUUGCUUCCCUAUGGGCGAAGGCAAGAGAGGAUUCACCAGGGAUGGAUCCCAAGGCAGAGGAGCAGCCAGCACAUCCUGCAGCUCCGUGCUGGGAGGGGAUGGGAGCUCUCGUGGCUCUGCAGCACCGUGAGUGACACAGAAACGAAUCAGGCCAUACGGGACACACUCACUCCUGCUCGUGUUGGAGGGCACAGCUCCUCUGCUGCUCUCAUUUGUGUUUUGAGACCCCAGUGGUAAUCUCCCUGACUUUAGUAGGGCAGUACCUCAUUUGUCCCAGUGGGAGAGAGUUCUGCACAUACCCAGAGAGCUGGGGGACAGGGUUUGGGCAGCUGGUUCCUCCUGCUGCGGGAGCCAGGGCAGCAGCGUGCAGGUGUGUUUGUUUGCCUUGAACGGCCUUAAGAUGAACAUCAACACUGACCAGUCACCCACCCUCCUGUCCUGUUUCAGAGGCCGACAGAAUGUUGUCAGGUGUGUUUCUGUUUGGUGUUAAAUGAAUCACGGUGUUCCAUGAUUCUGCAAAAGUCACUGCAUUCCAGCCAUGUCUUUUGCAUGAAAGCAACUGCAGGGUUGUUUGAGUUGUAUCAGAAGGGUGUAUGUGUGAAUGGAAAGCUUGGGGAGCUUGUGGGGUUCUGUAUCAGCAGGUUUUCUAGUCAGAAUUUCCUAUCUUGCUAUUUAUUUAUUCAAAUAAAUCAUGGUUUAGAUCUCAAAA